AACCCGCAUCCACCCCUAGCACGCGUCCCUUAUCCCACGAGAAGGGAGAGCUGGGCGUGAGAGGUGUAGCCGUGGUACAAUGCUGUGACUGUCGCGUGGCUGUGCACGUGACUUGCUACGGCAUCCAGAGCAUCGACAACCCCUCAGAGUGGAGAUGCAGUUUGUGUGCCACACUGGAAUACCAACAGGGUGAUAAGCUGGCCGUCAACUGUGAGCUGUGUCCGCAGCAAGGGGGAGCCUUCAUGAGUGCGGGCAAGAACAAGUGGGUGCACACGGCGUGUGCGCUGUUUAUCUACGAGUCCUACUUUCAGGGCUGGAGAGAUGGGGUAGGGUUUCCAAGCCGAAGACCGGUGCUGAAAGAGCCGAUUAUGCUGGACAAGAUACCAGCAUCUCGUAAAAGUUUGAAAUGUAAGAUCUGCGCACAAAGCAUGGGUACGGCCGCGGGGAAGAAGAAGGUCGCCAAAACGGCCUGCAAGCAAUGCGACUACGGACAAUGUGUAGUGGCCUUUCACGUCACGUGUGUGCAACGGUCACCAGACUAUCCCACAGAGUUUGACUGGUCACAGUUCCCCUCCUACAACGCCCUGUCCACCUAUUGCACCAAUGUCAAGCAUCCUCCACAGAAA
Sphaeroforma arctica JP610 is the source of this 626-nucleotide messenger RNA. RefSeq lists its product as hypothetical. Gene Ontology annotation, biological process: regulation of transcription by RNA polymerase II. The annotation marks the transcript as partial. The transcript is spliced from 4 exons. NCBI's taxonomy places the organism in Eukaryota, Ichthyosporea, Ichthyophonida. The record is from RefSeq and is a predicted model, not a curated record.